AUGCUUCCAUCUCUCAUUUUGCUCGGCUGUGUAACCAUAGCAGCAGCUUCAAAUGGCGUCUUCACUCCAGGCGCACCGUUAUAUGACACAGACGGGAGAAGCCUACAAGCCCAUGGGGCAGGUUUACUAGAAGUAAACGGGACUUACUACCUCAUCGGCGAGAACAAGACGAGAACUGCCAAUAAUCCUCGUGGCAAUCUAUUCAACAGCGUGGCAUGUUACAGCUCCAAGGACUUCGUCUCGUGGGAAUUUCAGAAUAAUCUCCUUACAAACACCAAUCCUCACCCAGACCUAGCGCCUGACCGUGUGAUCGAGCGACCAAAAGCUAUCUAUAAUGAAGAGACUGGAAAAUAUGUGAUGUGGAUGCAUGUCGACAGUUCGGACUACCAAGAUGCCCGCUCUGGCGUUGCCGUAUCUGACACGCCCUGCGGAGACUACGAGUACCUUGGCAGCCUGCGCCCCGAGGGCCACAUUGCUCGCGACAUGACUCUCUUCGUUGAUGAUGACAGCACUGCCUACCUUGUUGCCGAAGAUAGAAAAGAAGGAACCCACUUCUUCCAGCUGUCAGACAACUACACCGUGAUCGAUUCUUUGACCGCAACAAUUCCAUACUCGUUCAUGUCAGCACUUGAAGCGCCAGCUGUUGUGAAAGUGAACGGGCUGUACUACUUCUUUGGAAGUCACUUAACCGGCUGGUCUACGAAUGACAACCAGUACACUACGACCAAGGACCUUAAGGGAACGUGGUCUAAACCUGCAACCUUUGCUACUGCGGGUAGCAAAACAUGCAAUUCCCAGACUACAUUCGUGCUUCGAACGGCCGCUGGCAAAUUCGUUUACAUGGGUGACAGAUGGAACAAAAAUGAACUAGACAAGUCUGGGUAUAUCUGGGAACCCUUAAGCAUCAAUUCUCAAGCCAGGAAUGCUUCAAUGUCGUGCAGGAAAGAAUGGAAGCUAUCGGAAGUCGGUCUAUAA
Messenger RNA from Fusarium mangiferae, 975 nucleotides. RefSeq lists its product as uncharacterized. Lineage: Eukaryota; Fungi; Ascomycota; Sordariomycetes; Hypocreales; Nectriaceae. The record is from RefSeq and is a predicted model, not a curated record. Gene Ontology annotation, molecular function: hydrolase activity, hydrolyzing O-glycosyl compounds. The transcript has 3 exons. Gene Ontology annotation, biological process: carbohydrate metabolic process. Bases 1 to 975 code for a protein of 324 amino acids.